AUGGCAUAUAAUGAGACGUCACUUGUGGCGCAAUUCAAUGGAGCCUUCCGUUGUGCCACCACUGUAGUUGUACGUACAUCAGCAGCAGAGACAAUCCACCAAGCAACAGCAACAACAACAAGAGAUGUCUCAGUUAAGCAACGUCGAGAAAGCCUAAGUAAGACAGAAUUAGGUGUUGAAUUUGGUAGCAAUAGCAACCCUAAUAGAAGAACUAGUACAAAUGGUAACUCAUCAUCACAUGCUCUUCCACUAGAAGGUACACAGAGCAAUUUAUGGUUAGCUCGAAGUGAUGGAAGUAUAGAAAUUCGUCCUACCAUGUUACCAGAUCGAGCAAUAGAUCGUAUAGGUCGUAAACCACAUGCUUUGGUCACUUCACUUCUUCAAAUUGGUCACAAUCGCGUUGUUGCCGGAUAUUCAGACGGAUUUCUUCGCGUCUAUGAUGCUGUUACUUUUCAAGAAUGUCAAAGUACCCGUGCGCAUACCUCGGCAAUAACAUGUAUGGUAUCUGUAACCAUGACAACUGUAUUGGGAUCUGAUGAAAUGAUUGGAUUUCCCCGUGCAUCUGUAUUUGUAACCGCCUCCUCUGAUUGUACUAUUGCCAAAUGGGAUGGAGUGACAUUAGAGUGCCUUGGCCGUCUGAAGGGUCAUCGCUGCGGGGUGACGGCUCUCGCAGCCACCAUCGGCGGGGCUUUUAUUUUUAGUGGAGGAGAUGAUGGUUCACUGAGGAUGUGGUCAUUAAUAGAGAAUAUGCAGAUCAUUGGAAAAUCCACCGCGCGAAAGAAGACAAGUAAAAAAGUCACAAAACAAAAAGAAUCAUCAUCAUCAUUGUGUUUAAAUGGACAAGAACCACCACCACCACCACCAUCAUCAUCUCAACAACAACAACAACAACAACAACAACAACAACAACGGCAGCCAAAAAUAAGCCUUCUAAAGUUAAAACAAAUACAACCUGAUCGUAGAGGUUCCAAUACAUUAGUGCGGACCACAGCAGUCUCAUCCAACGUAACCCCACGCGCCGGACGCACUUCCCCUGCAGUAUUCGCAAAAACACCACGAACCACACGGGCCACAUCCUCCAAUCCAUCCUCACGAAUAACAGGAAGACGUCCCACCGCAACGCGUGCACGAUCGGAGUCCCCAACUGGACGGCGCUCGCUAACAGCAAGACCCCAUAGUGCUGAUGUAAGUGUGCGAACACCGCAUCUCAAUUUGUUACGACGUACAGACAAAGUAGAAACGGAGAGUAGCACAGAUGAUGAGGAUGAGGAUGAAGAUGAUGAUGAUCAAGAUACCUCAGAUCGUGAAAACUUACCUAAUACACGUGUUCCAAGGCAAAUGAGUCCAAUACGUGGAAAUACUAGAGUUAAUGCUAAUGGAAAUGCUAAUGCUACUCCUGCCUCUACGGCAAUAGUGGCAGGAACUGAAGAAUCGAAAAAAGGACGAAAAGGUGUAAAAGUGAAAAAGAGCAAAAAAUCUCGUGUAUCACAAUUUAGUGAUGUCUUUCAAGAAUUAAUGAAAGCUCUUGGAGAUGUCCCAAUAAGCCGUCGUCUUGCCCUUACACAUGGUUUUGGAAAUGAAGAUGUGGAAGGAGGUGUUCUUUUAUGGCCAAUAAAGCGUGAACAUCUACAGACGAUAACGUGUUUGGCAUUAGCGUGGGAUCGUUUAUUUUUGAGUGGAUCUCGUGAUGGUACAACCCGAAUGUUUGCAUUACCUUCUGGACGAAUGAUUCGUACUAUUCAUCGUUCUCAUGCUCCAUUAACAGGUCUUGCUGUUCAUGAAUCACGGUGUUUAUUAUGGAUUGGUAGCGCCGAUGGAUGUUUUUCUGUUUAUGAUUUGUUACAUCCAAGUAUUGUACAAGUUCACGCUUGGCGUGAUCUUAGCAUAACCCACCCAAUAAUAGUACCAAUGUUGAAGAAUGAGACAAUGAAUCAAUUGUGUGUGUUUGCUACUUCUACUGGUACCCAUGGAAUGAAUAAUUCUCCUUCUAAACGAAAAGGCGUUAGAAGUACAUCUCAUUCUGUUGAGCGGGAGUUAUCUUUUUCUGUGGGAUCUUCAGGAUUACAAAGACGCACAAGUACUUCACCUAUGCCUGUUAUGUCUACUGUAACUUCUAUUUUAUUAGAGGAUGUUGAAGGUGAGUCUAUCACCGAUAUACGUCAAUUACGUACCUUGGAUAAACAAUUUGUAGCACUGCAAAAUUUAGUUGCAGGAAGUGGAUUACGUGAAACUAUUUUUAGAAAUAUCUUACAUCGUCCUGUAACUCAAAAUGGUGAAGAACUUCCAGAAUUUCUACGUAAAGAAAAAAUAAGAUUAUCUAUCGCCAUGUCUUUCUCUUAUAUGAAGUUAUUACUACAAAAAUCCUUUGGGCGAUGGGAAAGAUGGAGUGUACGACGUGUGGCACGUUAUCGUUGUAUACGAAAAGUAUGUUUUUUAGCAUCACUUCAACAGGAACGUUUACUUGGAAUUUACUUUAGACGUUGGCAACGUCAAAAUGCAAAUUCUAUGGUAUUACGGGAACAUGUUGAUCUUUCUACUUUAGAAAAACGUGCCAAUAAUCUAUUUGUAGUUUUGGAUGAAAAAAAAGAAGUAACCAACUUUUCAAAUGGAAUAGGUAAUGCUCUUAAUCGUAUUAAUCGUUAUGGUCUCAUGCAACGUUACUAUUAUAGUUGGCACCGUUAUGCAACUGAGACUCGGCGUGCUGUUUUACAAGCAGCAGCCUUUAAUCGUUUGUAUUUAUCUUUUUGUGAUGUUAAGUUUGAUGAUGCUAGAUUUAUUUGGCAUCGUUUGACAACUACUGUAUCAAAAAAACAAUGGCGGAAACGAGCAAAUUGGCUCUUAGAAGAAUUAAUGAAAACACAUCAUCGUCAACAAUGUCGAGAUUAUAUGAAAAAAUGGCAAUUAUUUCUUCAACGUCAAAAAGAAGCACGUCAAGCUUUAAUUCUUGUUGAAACUCUUUCAUCUAUGUUAAUAGAUGAAGCUAAAUUACGAGAACGAGUUUAUUUUAAAUGGUAUCGUUUUGCUCUUUUUGAAGCAAAACUCCUUCGUAUGGAAGAUGAGAAAACAACAAUGCAUCGUGAAUGGAUUGUUGUACAAAAUGCGGUGGAUAGUACUGCAACCGUAUCUGAACUUCGUGACGAAAAAGAACAGUUAGAAAUGGGAAUUGCUCAAUUGGCAUUUGAACAUGAUGAAGUAGAGAGUCAAAAUGCGACUCUUCUUACUGAAAUUCAACAUUUACAGAUCCAAAAAUCAUUAGAGUGUUUACUCGCUGGUUACCGGGAUCCAACGGAUGUUAUUGUAUUAAAUCACCGUAGUAGUAGUAAUAGUAGUUCUAUUCCACGAAAUAGAGGUGGAAAUAAUGCUAAUCGUGAAAGAGUUAUGUUGUUUUUUGAUGAUGAUGCUAACCAUAGUGAAGUUGCAAUGUUAAGACAAGUUGGAUCGGUAUUAAGAGCACUUAAAGCUACAGCUGUACGUUGUGGAAAACACAGAAAUCUUAUCAUGGCUGCAAAUGAACGUACUUUACAAUUACCUAUCGUUGAACCUACUAUGGAAGGAAGUGAACGAAGUGCUAGUAUGUCACUUUGUUCUACUGGUGGAGAUUCUUCUGUAUUUCGAGUGGUUCCUAUUACUUCUCUUGCUGAAGGAAAAGUGCCAACAGAACGAAGAAAAAGUAUUACGAGUAUCACAAGUGUAUCAUCAUGCUGUUUAGCGGAUGAAUUUGAUCGAACUACACAACGUCUUCAAACUAUACUUACUGCUGCUGCGAGACAAGCAGGAGUUGAAUUAGAUGAACCUCUCACAAAUGUAAAUCCUACUUCUUUAGACUAUAGUAUUAGUAGUAAUGCCAGCAAUAGUGUUGGAAGCUUUGGAAAAACAGAUCGUACCUCAUUACGAUGGCUUAACUUUGUUCCACCUGCUACUCGAGCUGAGGUACUUCCACUUAUUCUUGAUCUAGUAGCUAUGUUUGACUCUAUUAAAGCUCAUAGUGAUACAGAAUUAGAGGGAAGUGGAAGAAAGAUAUCUACACGAGGAGCUCCAAUGAUUGUACCACUGCCUCUACGAAGUCUCUGUAAACCACAAACAGCUAUAUGGCUUGUACAACAUGCUGCCGUUUUAUUAGAAUUAAUGUCCCCUGGAAUAUGGCAGCGUCAUUUAAAAUUACGAGUUUUAGCAGAUGGAGUAGCAGAUUCUAAUAUGACUGUAGUCAGCAGUAUAGGAGCAGAGACAUCACCAGCUAGAUCCACCGUAACAACAGAGAGAACAUUUGGAACACCAAAUAAACAACGCAGUCGAUCAGAUCUCCCACUCUCUUCAACAGCCACACCACAGAGAACACAACGACAGGCAUGUCCUAAACUAUCUAUGGAGGAAGAGAAUAUGCAAACGAAACGUAGUCGUCCAAUAUCGUGGCGUGCACCUGUUUCUCGUGGUCAAAGUUGUAAUAAACCAAUAGCAUCAUCAUCUGCUUCAUCCUCAGCAAGGCGUUCUCCUGGAUUUGAUCGGAAAAAAGGUGUUCCUUCUGGUGUUAUGUCGACACCUCCAUUAAUACAUAGUCAUGAUAAUUUCAAGGAAGAUGAGAAUAGUGGACCAUGUCCUCUUCCACCUAUGUUAUCACCAGCACCACGUUCAGGUGCAUCUACUCCAACAAGGGCUUUACACUUAGCAACCACUACAAGACCUUAUCUUGGCUUUCGUGUUGCGGUUGGUCGAGAUGAUUCUGGUCGAACCACUUUGACAGUUCAUGAGGUUACUGAAACGUAUGUGAACAGUAGUACAGAUCUUAAACAAGAAGGUCCAGCUCACGCUGCUGGUUUACGUGCAGGAGAUCAAUUGGUACGAUUCGCUGGAUAUGCUGUAACUGAGUUAGCUGCUUUUAAUGCUGUUGUUGCUAGGCAUGUACGACCGUCGGCAUCCAUACCCGUUGUUUUCUCUAGAGAUGGUGAACUUUUAUCAGCAACUAUAGUUGUGGGAGAGAAAGACCGAAGUGGAGAAGGACUUAAAUGA
Messenger RNA from Trypanosoma theileri, 5004 nucleotides. RefSeq lists its product as uncharacterized. The transcript has a single exon. NCBI's taxonomy places the organism in Eukaryota, Euglenozoa, Kinetoplastea, Trypanosomatida, Trypanosomatidae. The coding region runs from base 1 to 5004 and encodes 1667 amino acids. The record is from RefSeq and is a predicted model, not a curated record. Gene Ontology annotation, molecular function: protein binding.